GAACAAAAUCCAAAAAGAUUUUAUAUCUACAAGAUGAUGACAAAGAUGACAAAGAAAAUCGCAAAAAACCUAAAAUCAAAAUCCAAGGUAUUCUCAAUAAGGAAAUACAUAUUGAUAGCAUAACUAAGGAUACUUUAAACAUUUUUAAAAAUUUCAAGAACAGAAAUCAAGAUCCUUUGGCACUAAAAGGAAUCAUGGAUAUGACACCUAAAAGUUUUUUUGACAAAACAAAUUCCUGA
Molecule: messenger RNA, 239 nt
Organism: Entrophospora candida
Lineage: Eukaryota; Fungi; Glomeromycota; Glomeromycetes; Entrophosporales; Entrophosporaceae
Source: the annotation of a GenBank genome assembly